This is a messenger RNA of Fonsecaea multimorphosa CBS 102226, 2004 nucleotides long. RefSeq lists its product as uncharacterized. Lineage: Eukaryota; Fungi; Ascomycota; Eurotiomycetes; Chaetothyriales; Herpotrichiellaceae. The record is from RefSeq and is a predicted model, not a curated record. The transcript has a single exon. Bases 1 to 2004 code for a protein of 667 amino acids. Gene Ontology annotation, biological process: tRNA processing. Gene Ontology annotation, molecular function: tRNA (uracil(54)-C5)-methyltransferase activity, S-adenosyl methionine-dependent.
AUGGAGAAAACCAACGGUUUCAAAGGGCCCUUAGGUCGCGCCAAGAGGCUCAGGCUGGAAGAGCAACAGCGUCGAUUAAAGGAUGGCACGCCCGAGCAGGUCCUGACGAUCGAGGCGGACAGUCUGCUCUCGAAAAUACAGCAUUAUCAGCAGCAGCAGCAGCAGAAUGAUGAAAGGGAAGACCACGAUGAGGUAAUUUCUCGAGAUGGUGGGGAAAGAGGAUCCAAAGAAGGACAGGAUCAGUAUCUUGCAGGUGACCAGGACGACAAGCGCCGCCCAGGGACCUCGUCGUCGCGGCCGCGAACCUCCCGUCCCGACCCGCACACAGAACUCGAGCUGGAGAUCGUCGAGCUCUCGUCCACCGGCGACGGACUCGCCUAUGCACCUCCUUCCAAGGACUUCAUCUACGUGGUCCCCUUCGCCGUGCCCGGCGACAGAGUCCUGGCCAAGACGUUUCCCCAGCGCGAGGAAUCCCCGCUAUGGGCACGCGUCGAUUUCGUCAAACUCGUCCGCCCCUCGCCUCGUCGCGAGGGCGUGAGUCCCCAGUGCCCCUAUUUCGGAGUCUGCUCCGGGUGCCAAUUGCAAAUGCUUCCCUACGCGGACCAGCUCGCGCACAAGAAGACAAUCGUGGAAAAGGCGUUCAAGCACUUCUCGAACCUGGACCCGUCGCAGAUUCCCCCGGUGGACGACACCAUCGGAUCACCCCUCCAGUACGGCUACCGCACGAAACUCACGCCGCAUUAUAGUGGAGGCACGAGGUCGAAACCUCUCAGACAAGGGGACGACCCGCCACCGUUCGGGUUCAUGAAGAAGAACACGCCCCAUAUCUUGGACAUUGAACAGUGUCCGAUCGGCACGCCGAUUCUCAACAAAGGUCUCAAGAUACAACGGAAAAAGAUGCACGGGGAGUUUUGGAAGAGCAAGAAUGGCGCGACGGUCCUGUUGAGGGAGUCGACGAGGCGCGAAAUGAUCCCGUCAUCAGCACGGGGGAAGAUAUCGACACAAGACACCUUGUCAGGCGACGACGAUGGGCCCAAGGAAAUGGUUGAAUCCGCAAACGCAAACAUAGGCAAAAACGGACAGACGACACCCUCCGCCUCCUCCUCGUCUUCUGAAUCGAAUACUCAAGAUCUGUCGUCCCUACCGCUGGCCUACGCCGGCGAGCCCCUCUCAACCGAGCUUUCCUUCCCCUCCCCAACCACCCCCGAAAUCACAUACACGUACCCCCGCUUCCGAGACAUCAAGACCUACACUUCAGACAACAAAGCCCUGACGACAGAGCAUAUCGGGCCAUACACGUUCACCACGCGGGCAAACAGUUUCUUCCAGAACAACAACUCCAUCCUGCCUACUUUCUUGACCUACAUCCGUGAGAACCUGCUUCCAAAAUCGACACCCCCCCAAAAAUCAGUACCCACCACGCCAACACCAGCACCAGUAGUGUCUUGGGUGGGCUCUGGCGUCAACGUCAAGUCAGAGUCUGAAGAAGAGGCCCCUGGUCCCACCAAGGAGAUCAAAUACCUGCUCGACGCAUACUGCGGCUCGGGCCUGUUCAGCAUCGCCCUGGCGCCGUACUUCUCGUCGGUCUUGGGGAUCGACAUCGACGCACUCUCCAUCUCGUGCGCGCGCGACAACGCCAAACUGAACCACACCGCCAAUGCCAGAGAAAACGCCGCUGGGGAGAGCAACACGGGCUUCAUCGCCGCCGACGCCCAAGCUUUGUUCACCGACGUGCCCUUCCCGCCCUCCCAAACCCUCGUGGUCAUCGACCCGCCCCGCAAGGGCGCCUCGCCGGACUUUCUGCAGCAGCUCUGCAAUUUCGGCCCCAAGCGCGUCGUCUACGUGAGCUGCAACGUGCACACCCAGGCCCGCGACGUGGGCAUGCUGGUGGCCGGAUUCCCCGGCGGGAGGUGGCGGUACAGGAUCGAGAAGUUGGGCGGGUUUGAUUUUUUCCCGCAGACGGGACAUGUGGAAGGCGUGUGUUUCCUGAAUCGGGUCGGGUGA